AAGCGAUAAGAUCGUGAUUGCAUGUACGUGCUUUUGAUACUAAAAACCUGUGGCUGGUUCAACAAAUACGAUAAGUCAUAAAAUAGAUAUUUAACAAGAUAUCCGAAAAAAAUUUAACAUGAUAUUUUUAAAACUAUUAUUAAGUAGUAUAAUAUACAUUGCCGCAAUGGCAAUAGCGAAUCCUACCGACGAAAAAUGGGAAGUCGUACGGCGUAGUGCAUAUAAUUACAAUUCGUCAAACUACGUCAUACUACCGUUACAUUAUGAGAUGCAGUUAAAAUUAUACAUCGAUUCUCUCAUCGGCGAAUGUACAAUUAUUAUUUAUAUUAGUUCUGCAACACAACACAUAAGUUAUUAUGCACCAUCUUUGACGAGAAAAAUACAUCUCGAAUUAAAGCGAAUUAAUAAUGGAGUGAUAUAUAAGAUAAAAUCUAUACACAAUGAAGACAAACUUACCGUGCUCAAUUUCGAGAAUAUGUUAUUACCUGGAAUUUACACUUUGUAUAUGGAAUAUAACAUUCGAAAUAAUGAAGAUUUUUUCGAAUCUAUGUACACAAAUGAAGAAGGAUAUAAAGAGUGGUUAAUCGCAACAGGUUUCCAGCCGAUAACACGGCAAAUAUUUCCGUCUUGGGACGAGCCAGAAUUAAGAACUACUUUUAAUAUUUCCAUUAUGCAUCAUCGAAAAUAUACAGCUCUGUCAAAUAUGCCGAUACGAGUAAUUAAACAUGCGAAUGAUGAUAUGAUGUGGACAUAUUUUCACCAAACCUGUUUGAUGUCUAUGGAUAAUGUAGCAUUUGUGGUGUCCAGUCUUCAAAGAAACUUAAACUUUCUUGAGAACCUCAACGUAUGGGGCAGACCACAAUUAAUAUCACACAUGAUAUUCGCACAAUACGUUGUUGAAAAUAUCACUAUGUACUUAGAAAAUUAUUGGAAUAAUUCGAAGAGAGUUCUUGAGAGGACUCUUCUUUCUGCUGAAAGGAAAGUGGAUCAUAUUGCAAUCCUGGAUUUUCAUUACGAAGUCAAGCAGACUUUGGGAUUUGUUUUUUAUAAAGAAUCAAAUAUCAUCUACAAUGAAGCAUUAGAUCCUGUCGCGCGCAAAAUGAUAAUUGCGCCUUUAAUAGCACGUGAAAUGGCACAAAAAUAUAUCGGCGAUCUGUUGAGUCCAACUUAUUGGUUUCAUCUAUGGUUAAACGAAGGAUUUACUAUGUUUCUUCAAGCAUAUAUUAUCGAGAAGGCUAUGCCAAAAUUCCGUAUGAUGGAUUUGUUCAUAGUUCAGGUUCAACAUGAAUUACUCGAUGUAAAUUCAUACCUUGUUAUAAAUCCUGUUAUAGAAUAUAACAGCUAUCCUGAAAAUUCUUUAUUUUCUUUUUUUUCCCAUGCCAAAGGAUCCAUUAUAUGGCGCAUGUUAGAACAAACUUUGCCGCCUGAUGUAUUUUCAAUAGGUAUGGACAGGUAUUUGAACGAUCAAUUCUCUAAUCCUAAAGCAACAACUUCCGAUCAUUUAUGGACUGCUAUACAAACUAUCAUAAAAACAAUAUAUACUGAGUAUCAGUUUGAGGUAAAAAGAAUGGUAGAUUCAUGGGCUAUGCAGAGAUAUUUUCCUGUGUUAGAGGUGAUGCGAAAUUAUUCUUGCAAUGUUGUAAAAGUAUCGGUACAAUUUUACGACGAGUUGGAUGAGAAACAAUAUUACAUACCUUUGACAUUUACUACGGAGACGAGUCUCGAUUUUAACGCAACGUGGUCAAGUAUUUGGUUAACACCAUCAUAUUCCAAAUAUGAAUUUGUUUUUGAAAAAGAUCAAUGGAUCAUUUUCAACAUACAGCAAACUGGAUAUUAUCGCGUCAAUUAUGAUACCGAUAAUUGGCGAAGAAUUGCGCGAUACUUGAAUUCAGAAGAAUAUGGGAAUAUACAUGUUCUCAAUCGAGCGCAAAUCAUCGAUGACGCGUUUCAUUUUGCGGUAAAGAAGAAACUUGAUUUUUCCAUAUUUUGGCAACUCGCUAAAUAUUUGGUAAAAGAAACAGAUUAUAUCGCCUGGUACCCUAUGCUCAAAGUUUUGGAAUUUAUAUCGAAUAUUUUCGCAUUCUUAGAUAAACACGAGGUGCUAAGUCCACUAGAAUUUAUAAUGUGGCAUAUGUACUCCAAAGCUAAUAUUCUGAUGUCCGACGACGAUUAUACUAAAUGUUUAAAGCAAGAACUCGCAAAGUGGAGCUGUAUUAUCAAUAGUACCUUAUGCAAAGUAAUGACUAAUAAUCAAUUGCAACGGCAUUUGACAAAUUCUAAACAAAACAAACUUUCGCCUGUAUGGAAGAAGUGGAUAUACUGUAAUGGUUUGAAAAUAGCAGAUUUUGAUACACGGAAUAAACUUUUUGAUAAACUCUUUUAUGAAACCUAUAAGGAGAAAAAUUUUGAUCAUACCAUUUUGGAAUGCUUGACUUAUUCUGAAAGGCCUGAAAUCAUAAUCCACUAUUUAGAGGAAAUAUUACCAAAAGUUGCUCCAAUAUAUGAGUAUAAACUACGUGUUUUUGAUUCUGAACAAUUAGAACGAGCAAGAGAACGUACUGAUGCUUUAAUUGCUAAUAUUUUUCUUUCUACUCUCGCGAUGAAUACUAAGCAUAUGCUUAAAGACAUGUUAAAAAAUUUCAGAAAACUAAAACCCAGGCGAGCCAAUGAUAUUGCAGCAUUAACCGUUAUAAUUAACAAUGUAUAUUCUAAAGAGCAGUUUGAGGAGAUACACAAAUUUGUAAAAGACGAAUUUGUAGAGACAGAAUUAUCAAUUCUCGCUGUUGAACGCAAGAUAGAAACACGAUCGUUGGAGAUCGACAGACAAACAAAAUAUUUUCAAUUUUUAUUCAGUCCAUUGAAAAACUAAAGAUCUGCAACGUACCGAACUGCUUAGAAAUCAAGAACACAGUAUCAAAAAUGUUUGAGAUAGUAUGUUAUAAACUUAUACAUGAUUAUUUACUACAUAUAAAGAUAUUAAUAAUUUUUAAUUGUUUUGAAUUAUAUUGUAAA
Molecule: messenger RNA, 3012 nt
Organism: Formica exsecta
Lineage: Eukaryota; Metazoa; Arthropoda; Insecta; Hymenoptera; Formicidae
Product: aminopeptidase N-like
Exons: 12
Coding region: 119-2869 (916 amino acids)
Biological process (GO): peptide catabolic process; proteolysis
Cellular component (GO): cytoplasm
Molecular function (GO): peptide binding; zinc ion binding; metalloaminopeptidase activity
Source: RefSeq, a predicted model, not a curated record